AUGGAUGAGAAAGGCGUCAUGUUGGUCAACGGCGUCGAAUUCGUGAAUGUUAUCAGUGUCAAAGCACGCAUUGAGAGCGACGAGGACGAGCAGAGUAGAAAGAGGAUCAGAGAGCGGGCGGACAGCGGAUUGGGCAUAGACGUCACCCAGGACAAGGACAACGCUGCAGUCGGGACAAGGGCAAUGAAGCAGCUCCCGCCACUGCCUCUUCGGCCGGGCCAACGACACAAGUCCGCUGUGGUGACGGCUGCGGCCUAG
Messenger RNA from Cladophialophora yegresii CBS 114405, 258 nucleotides. RefSeq lists its product as uncharacterized. NCBI's taxonomy places the organism in Eukaryota, Fungi, Ascomycota, Eurotiomycetes, Chaetothyriales, Herpotrichiellaceae. The transcript has a single exon. The coding region runs from base 1 to 258 and encodes 85 amino acids. The record is from RefSeq and is a predicted model, not a curated record.